GCUUACUACGGCCCAAAGGCGUUGGUGGUUGGUGUCCGUCCGAAGAUGCGUUGCUCUCCGGCAGCAUCAGUACCAGCUCCGCCGUGCUAAUACACCAAACCCCGGGGGACGGAGGAGACAUACAGGCGGUGUGUGGAGCUGCGACCGCGCCGGUGCACCUGACUGCAAGAUGGGAGACCAGAAGGAAUCUCUGCAGAAGAUCACCCACACACUGGCCAUGAAGAAUGAGGAGAUUUCCAACUUCAUCUGCACUCUCAAGCAGAGUCUGGACAACUUGGAGGCGAACUCCAACCGGGUGCAGGAGGACCUGGAGUCUGAAUUCAGCUCCCUCCAUGCUGUUCUGGAUGAAAUGAAAGAAAACAUGCUGACCCGUAUCAAACAGGAGCGAGCAAGCCGUACCUAUGAGCUGCAGAGUCAGCUGAGCGCCUGCUCCAAAGCCCUGGAGAGUUCAGAGGAGCUUCUGGAGAUGGCCAAUCAGACGCUCUGCUCCUCUGAGACGGACGGUUUUACUCAGGCGGCCAAAGACAUUAAGGAUAGCGUCACAAUGGCUCCAGCCUUUCGCCUCUCCCUGAAGGCUAAAGCCAGUGACAACAUGAGUCACUUGAUGGUGGAUUUCAGCCAGGAGAGGGAGAUGUUGCAAGGACUCAAAUUUCUCCCAGUUCCUGCUACUCCUGAGAUCCAGGUGUCAGAAUGCCAGGUGUGCGACAAUACGGUGACUGUAGUUUGGAGUUUACCAGAGCCUGAUAGCAAGAUAGACCACUACAUACUAGAACACCGGCGCACAAAUCACGAGGGUCCACCUCGCAUCCGAGAGGACUACCCCUGGAUGGUGGUGGAGGGGAUACGAGAGAUGGAGCACACUCUCACGGGUCUGCGCUUUGACACCCGGUACUUGACGUUCAGAGUGAGAGCGUGUAACAAGGCCGUGGCGGGAGAGUUCUCUGAGCCGGUUACACUAGAAACCCAUGCUUUCACUUUCAAGCUGGAUGCUGCUUCAGCUCAUCAGAACCUGAAGGUGGAGGACUUGAGCGUUGAGUGGGACAGCAGCGGAGGAAAAAUACAGGACAUCCGAAAAGACAAGAACCGAACCAACUCACCAAUGCACUCCCCAGCCAGGUCAGCCCUGAUGUCUCCUAAGAGAGCACCGACCGCCCGGCCCGGCAGAGACAGGUUUACAGCAGAGUCGUACACAGUGCUGGCUGACACUAUGAUUGACGCUGGCCAGCAGUACUGGGAGGUGCGUUUCGACAAGGAGAGCAAGGCCUUCGCCGUGGGCGUAGCCCUGCGGAGCCUCGGCCGAUUCGACCAGUUGGGGAAAAGCAGCGCUUCCUGGUGCAUCCACCUGAACAACUGGUUGCAGCAGAGCCUCACAGCCAAGCACAACAACAAGGCUCGAACCCUCGACUGUCCCAUCCCAAACAGCAUCGGAGUCUAUAUCAACUACGAUGAAGGUAUUCUGUCUUUUUACAACGCCAAAACUAAGCAGCUGAUGCACACUUUUAAAACUAAGUUUCAGCAGCCAGUUAUCCCAGCGUUCAUGGUGUGGAACGGGAGUUUCUCUGUAGUGACUGGCCUGCAGGUUCCUAGCGUGGUGCAGAGCGGCCAGAGGAAGAACAGCGGCACCAGCAGCUCCAACGCCAGCCUCAACUAGACCCAUCCAUCCACCUAGCCAACUGGACUCCUCCCACCUCCACCCAGCCUUGGUCAGCGCCGCAGAUCAUCUCCUCUGCCCUGACGGCGGUCGAAGCCAUAUCGCAGAAGAGUUAAAUCACUGGAGUAUGACGGUUUAGCCUGUUCCACAUGCAGUGUCUGUGUUGCAUAGAGACAAACAUUAGGUGGGAAGAGGUGGGUCUGCUGCUCCCUCAGUGACAGAAUUCUUCAGAUGUAUGACUCUGGCUGUUGUGAAUGCUGGGGAUACAGUAGGUGUAGGCUUGCUAGGUUUCCUGUCUCUGCACAUCCAUUUAGCACCACUGCUGCUAGAGCACUGAUUUAGCGCUGGCCGCUGUCCAUCCUUCUGUCAGCCGAACUGUUGUGCAGCCAGCUGCCGGUUCAGGGUUACGCUCUGUCCUGUCUGCUCUCUCUCCCUGUGCCUUCCUGCUCAUUUCCAAAAAGAUGAAAUCGGGUACGCUAAUAAGCUUUCUGUUCCAAUUUAAAACUAUGUCAGAAAAUUUUGGGUUAGCGGUUAUUACCUAACCAGCCAGCAACCAACAUACGGUCUAUAACCCAAAUAACAACCUGCACCUACACACAGUUACUGAAGUCACUGAAUUGCUGCCAGCAGCUUUUAGAUACAAGAAAUUAACAUAUUUAGGAUGCUGAAUUUGUUUUGUUGCCAAGGCAUGUGCAUUUAACAGUGUCUACUGUAUUUCAUAUAAUAGCCAGGACCCACACUUUGGGCUCUUUUGGCUCCUGCUGAGGUUUUGUUAGUUUAAAAUCAGAGAUGGUGUUAACUGUGGAGGAGUCUGUCGUACAGACUGAAAGUCAGAGGCAACUUCCUUCAUUUUAACUCCUUGUAGUGAAGUCAGAGCGCUCACGUGGCUUCAGGAUUUUUGAAAUGAUUGUACUGUAUACUCACAUAACUGCACUCUAAUGCUUGUUCCUGUAUAUGCACCAUUUCUUUUGCAGCAAAGAGUUCCCAUUACGAGUAGUGGACUGCUUUUCGUCCUAAAUAUAACAAAUAGCUAGGCAGUAGCUCGAGCUAAUAAAUCGUAUAAUAAAGAUUAGCCAUUUAUGGAGCCACCCAGGUGAGAAACUAAAACGAUAAACCCUGAAAACUUAGUCUAAAGUCUGUUUUUGUGCACCGCCUGACCUCUGAGAAGCAUCCACCUCAUGCUGUAUGUAACACAUGGUAACAGUGUUGCUUUGCCACAUUUCUCCCUCUACGUGUGUUCUGAGUAAUGUAGCCUGCGAUGCUUUGAAGAAGCGAGAGUUCUGUUGACUUUGUUUCACAUGCUGACAGAUGUCAGAGUUUAUUGUAAAUAGUUUAAUUUUUUCCACUAUAAUGUAUCAGUCAUUGAGGUAAUAAAGGAGUG
This is a messenger RNA of Pelmatolapia mariae (spotted tilapia), 3032 nucleotides long. It is a transcript of the gene fsd1, whose product is annotated as fibronectin type III and SPRY domain containing 1. The record is from RefSeq and is a predicted model, not a curated record. Gene Ontology annotation, biological process: regulation of mitotic spindle organization; regulation of cell division. The transcript is spliced from 13 exons. The coding region runs from base 170 to 1651 and encodes 493 amino acids. Gene Ontology annotation, cellular component: microtubule. NCBI's taxonomy places the organism in Eukaryota, Metazoa, Chordata, Actinopteri, Cichliformes, Cichlidae. Gene Ontology annotation, molecular function: microtubule binding.